Messenger RNA from Echinostoma caproni, 438 nucleotides. NCBI's taxonomy places the organism in Eukaryota, Metazoa, Platyhelminthes, Trematoda, Plagiorchiida, Echinostomatidae. The record is from the annotation of a GenBank genome assembly.
AUGUUUCCGAAAGCUAUGGUCAGCCUCUUGGAGAAACGAGUUCAUUGGCUCACGAAAGAAAGUCGAGGAUAUUUUGGUUGUAUCGUGGAGCCACACGUGGUCAUUGUGGUGGAUUUGUCCAAACACAAUGCCGUGUAUUUGGUUCACAUUCAGUACUGUAUUCGUCAUGUGCUCGAACAACAAAUAGCCCAACAACAAGUCACAUUCAAUCUGAUUGCUAUUGGUUCCACUGUGCGUGCAUUUCGACCGCACCGAGUCCCGGUCAGUGCGGUCAAUUUGCAAGCCGCGUGGGAUUGGUUUCGCGAGCAAUCAUGCACGGGGACGCGAAAUGUUCUGGCCGGUCUGAGGUAUACCCUGGAAAACGAGGCGGAACGCGGAGUGGAUGAGUCAUCACAAGGCAUUUAUCUAUUCACUUCGGGUAUUCCGGAUCAAGAAGGU